Messenger RNA from Caenorhabditis remanei, 327 nucleotides. RefSeq lists its product as uncharacterized. The coding region runs from base 1 to 327 and encodes 108 amino acids. The record is from RefSeq and is a predicted model, not a curated record. Gene Ontology annotation, biological process: translation; cytoplasmic translational elongation. Gene Ontology annotation, molecular function: structural constituent of ribosome. The transcript is spliced from 3 exons. Gene Ontology annotation, cellular component: cytosolic large ribosomal subunit; ribosome. Lineage: Eukaryota; Metazoa; Nematoda; Chromadorea; Rhabditida; Rhabditidae.
AUGAAGUACUUGGGAGCUUAUCUCCUCGCUACUCUCGGUGGAAACGCCUCCCCAUCAGCCCAAGAUGUCCUCAAGGUCCUCGAGGCCGGAGGUCUUGACUGUGACAUGGAGAACGCCAACUCAGUUGUCAACGCCCUCAAGGGAAAGACCAUUGCUGAGGUUAUCGCCGAAGGAAAGGUCAAGCUCAGCUCGGUCCCAUCAGGCGGAUCUGCCCCAGCCGCUGCUGCUCCAGCCGGAGGAGCUGCCGCACCAAAAGCCGAAGAGAAGAAGAAGGAGGAGCCAAAGGAGGAAUCCGAUGACGAUAUGGGCUUCGGACUCUUCGACUAA